GGAAGCACAGAGGAGGUCGCCAUGUGACUUGUCGGCGGUGAUCAUAUUAUAGAGUAUUUGUUGUCUUUGACUUUCCUUCAAGAAAGUCAAUCAGUAGCUCAAUCGGUGAUGGUGACAAAGCUGUAGGAAAGUGUCAAUAUGCAACGUACGGAACCUCUAGGGAAGAUCAGUGUAUAUUUGGGUGGGACUGGGGUUUGUCGAGCGUGUAAAUCGAGCGUUUUUUAAGAAGAAAAAAAUAAAUUUUAUUCUGACUGUUCAGUAAAAUACAUGAUCACUUCUUUAACUCUCUUAGAUGUCAAAAUAUUCGUUUUUGAGUUUGCUUGAUUGAAGAGUAUAGAGAAAGAUAAUUACGUAGAUUUGUGAAAAAUACAGAAAAGUAAAACCAGGGUAACUGAACAAAGAGCUGUAGAUUACACAGCAGACAGCACACCAUCUGACAAUACACACAAAAAAAUCCCGGGAAGUGGGGUUUUUUAUCGUUUAAGUAUUAAACAGGUUUUUAAAAAACACGUGUCUUUCAGGCUGUCCUGUAUUAAGUGUUUAAUUGUGCAGGAAUCUUGGGAAAGUCGUGGUCAUGACCUUUUCAGAGUUCCUGGGUGCCCUAAAGGACAACCCUUAUUUUGGGGCUGGGUUUGGGUUGGUGGGAGUGGGCACAGCUCUGGCUGUAGCUAGGAAGGGUGCACAGCUAGGGAUGAUUGCCUUUCGCAGGCACUACAUGAUUACCCUGGAGGUUCCCAGCAAGGACAAGAGCUACCAGUGGCUGCUGAGCUGGAUCACCAAGCAUGCUCGGAAGACUCAGCACCUCAGCGUGGAGACCUCCUAUAUGCAGCAUGAGAGUGGCCGUGUCCGCACACAGUUUGACUUCCUCCCCAGCCCGGGCAACCACAUCAUCUGGUAUAAGAAGAAGUGGAUUAGAGUGGAGAGGACCAGAGAGAAGCAGAUGAUUGACCUCCAUACUGGCACACCCUGGGAGUCUGUCACCUUCACUGCCCUGGGGAGAGACCGAGAGGUUUUUUUCAGCAUCCUCCAGGAAGCAAGGGAGCUGGCUCUGAAGCAGCAGGAAGGGAGGACGGUGAUGUACACAGCCAUGGGAUCAGAGUGGCGUCCGUUUGGGUUUCCACGGCGUCGGCGACCUAUGAGCUCCGUGGUUCUGGAGAGGAGUGUGGCUGAGAGGAUUGUGGAUGACGUGAAGGAGUUUAUUGGCAAUCCCAAGUGGUACACUGAUAGAGGGAUCCCUUACAGAAGGGGCUACCUACUGUAUGGACCUCCAGGAUGUGGCAAGAGCAGUUUUAUUACAGCGCUGGCAGGGGAGCUGGAGUACAGCAUCUGUUUGCUGAGCCUGAGUGACCAAAGCCUGUCUGAUGACCGGUUGAACCACCUUCUGAGUGUGGCCCCACAGCAGAGCAUCAUCCUGCUGGAGGACGUGGAUGCUACAGUCAUCAGACGCAACCUGGCAUCGGAGAACCCCGUUGCCUAUCAAGGCAUGGGAAGACUGACCUUCAGUGGGCUCCUAAAUGCCCUGGAUGGUGUUGCUUCCACUGAAGCCAGAAUCGUUUUCAUGACAACCAACUACAUUGACAGAUUGGACCCUGCUCUCAUCCGACCUGGCCGGGUGGACCUGAAGCAGUACGUGGGGCACUGCUCACAGUGGCAGUUGACCCAGAUGUUCCAGAGAUUUUAUCCCAAUGUGCCUUUGGGAGAAAGUGAGCGGUUCGCCGAGCGUGCACUGGCUGUCUCUGCCAGUCUUAGUGCUGCCCAGGUACAGGGACAUUUCAUGAUGUACAAGCUGGAUCCUGCUGGCUCCAUAGACAAUGUGAAGGACAUUGUUCGUUGAACCAAAAAUGGAUUCAUGGCAAAGAACCAUGUGUUGACUGGAUGGAUUAACUCAAAUUUCCCUUUGGACGUUUCUAACAAAGUGAUUAAUCUGGAUGCCAACAUAUUUUUUGUGACAUACCAGUAAAUAAAUGGGAAUGAAAAGAACUGUUCGUAACCUGAGACUGUUGUGGAAUCUAUAGUUUGAGGGACAUCUGGCAUACAUAAGAAAGAGCUUAGUUAAAGCCUUUGACAUUAUUCUUAAAAUACUGCUGUGUUUCCCGAAUAGGAUUCAAUGUCUCUGGCUCUGGUUAUAUUUCCUUUCAGACACCCGGGUUAAGACAACCUGAGCUUCUUAAUAUCAAGGAAACGUAAUGUAACGCUUGUCUUUUAUCCAUUUACCACAGUAAAAUGUAUAAUUCUUGCUUGUUUUCAUUGUUCGUCAUUACCUUUCUUCCCAUCUUUUACCUGUUUACUUACACAUAAUCCCUGUCAAGCUCCACAUAAUGUGGUUGUGUGCAUUUUGGGUAAAAGAAACCAUGGUUGUUGUCUGAAUUGUGAAACGCCUUUCAAUUAUCAGCGAAAAGCAAACUGUGAAGAUAAAACUGGAUGUUUCAGUUAUACAUUUUUCUUUAAACAUUAUUUAAUAAAAAUACAAAGAUACUUGAUAAAAGUAUAAUAGUUCCUUAUUUGUUCCAAUAGUGGUUAGCAUUGUUGCCUUGCUGCGCUGGGACCCUGGGUUCAAUUCUAGACCUGGGCUGCUAUCUAUGUGCAGUUUGUUCUGUAUGCUAACGCCAUGUGCACGUGGGUUUGCUCCAAGCACUCUGGUUUCCUCCCACAGCCCAAAGAUAUACUGGUAGGUUACUUGGCUUCUAGGAAAUGUGGCUCUGGUGUUAGUCUGUGUCUGUUUGUGUCUGUGUGUACCCCACGAUAUACUUGUGCCUGGUGUUUUUAAUGGGAGAGGGUACAGCUCCCUUAUAACCCUGUAUUCGAUAAAGUGGUUUGAAAAUGGA
This is a messenger RNA of Lepisosteus oculatus (spotted gar), 2825 nucleotides long. It is a transcript of the gene bcs1l, whose product is annotated as BC1 (ubiquinol-cytochrome c reductase) synthesis-like. Gene Ontology annotation, biological process: glucocorticoid biosynthetic process; C21-steroid hormone biosynthetic process; cellular response to peptide hormone stimulus. The record is from RefSeq and is a predicted model, not a curated record. Gene Ontology annotation, cellular component: mitochondrial inner membrane. NCBI's taxonomy places the organism in Eukaryota, Metazoa, Chordata, Actinopteri, Semionotiformes, Lepisosteidae. Gene Ontology annotation, molecular function: monooxygenase activity; heme binding; ATP binding.